Messenger RNA from Penaeus vannamei (Pacific white shrimp), 1285 nucleotides. Lineage: Eukaryota; Metazoa; Arthropoda; Malacostraca; Decapoda; Penaeidae. The record is from RefSeq and is a predicted model, not a curated record.
UUCCCGCCGAAGAAAAGAAGCAGCCCGCCUUCAAGACCUUCCCGACGUCGGCGACCGUGAGCGAGGGCAAGUCCGCGACCUUCACCGUCAAAUUCGAGAAGGAACCGACCAAGGUUUCCUGGGUGAAGGACGGCAAGCCAGUCGAUGAGAAGUCCCCUCGUUACAAGUUCCAACAGGAAGGCAAAAAUGAGUUCUCGUUCGCUAUCCCCAAAUGCCUAACGACAGACGUGGGUCAGUACGUGGUGAAGGCUGCGGGAAAGAAGGGUGAGACGACAGCAGCCUUCUCUCUCAACGUCUACACCGCCGAAGACCUGUGAUCUGCUACACGCGCUCUCCCAGGCAUUGAUAGGACCAUAUGGCCGUGAAGUCACGUGUUCUCGUUUCAAUGAGUCCUUUACGUGACUGACGAACUCCAUGGCCACUCAGCAAGCAUAUGCUCGCUGGGUUGGCCCUAGAGCAAGCAUUUUCAUCGUGUUAUAGUUACUGUGUGCAUGUUCGCUUCUGUGCUACAUGUAUCUUUCCUAUGAGAUUAUUUAUUAUUAAUACAUUUAUUAGCUAUAGUUUCCUUUUGAGAUGGAAGAGAUAUGUCUGAUGCGAGAAAGGUUUUGCCAUCAUAUCAAAGAUUUCUGCACACACGUGAACUAGAUGUAUGUAUUCAGUUUUGUGUCCGAUUCACAAGCAUUGUAUAUUGCCCUGUAAUGGUGACUCCGUGUAUGUUUGCCGACGACUGAACCAGCCAGAUCGUGCACUCAGCGCGUCAAAAAGAGAUGAACUCUGCGCACGUCUGAUGGAUUGUUUAGCACUGGGUCGUUCUUAGAUCACAACAUAAAUACGUCAGUCUACUGUUCACAUCUUUUUAACCCUUUUGAUUCUAAAUAGUGUUUUGUUCAGAGCCUUUAGUUUUGCUGUAAUCUAACCUCGGAUGACAGGCAUAAUCCGUUAUUGUAUAGGUUGGAUUUGCACCACAACUUAUAUGACUAUGGAUUGUGCUUCUAAUCGCCUCUUUCCAAUUCUCUGUCUCUCGAAGUUCCCGCCAUGUUCUCGUCGUUGUACGUCAUCAGCCUAUGAACCAAUCACAUAGCUCCCUGCGCUGCUCCCCAUACUACGUCAUCAGUCCACGAACCAAUCACACAAAACGUCUCCAGUGACAUGGUAACAUCUAUGUCAGUUAUCCCAGCAGACUAGCGUAGUAUGGCGCUCAGAUAGAACAGACAUUAACUGUAUGAGAAUUGCCAAUGUAACUUGUAUAAGGCUUUUACGCGAGAAAUAUAUGUGAAUUUUAUUA